AUGUUGGUUAAAAAAAUUGCUGCUGUUGCUACUACUGCUACUGCUGCUACUACUGUUGCUGCUGCUCCUCCUCCUCCUGCUGCGGCUGCCACUACCACCACCACCACCACCACUGCCACUGCUACUGCUGCCAUUGCCGCCGAGGUUGCCGCCGCCGCUGCUCCUGCUGCUCCUCCUGCUCCUGCUCCUCCUCCUCUUGCUGCUGCUGCUACUGCUGCUCCUACGACUACUGCCACUACUGCUACUACUACCACUAUUAUCACUACUGCCACUACUGCUGCUACUACCACUAUCACCACUACUACCACUACCACCACUACUACCACUACUACUGCUGCUGCUGCUGCUACUACUUGCUAA
Messenger RNA from Neltuma alba, 360 nucleotides. Its product is annotated as integumentary mucin C.1-like. The record is from RefSeq and is a predicted model, not a curated record. Lineage: Eukaryota; Viridiplantae; Streptophyta; Magnoliopsida; Fabales; Fabaceae. The transcript has a single exon. The coding region runs from base 1 to 360 and encodes 119 amino acids.